Messenger RNA from Nymphalis io (European peacock), 593 nucleotides. RefSeq names its product cuticle protein 8-like. The transcript has 4 exons. Gene Ontology annotation, cellular component: extracellular matrix. Bases 1 to 579 code for a protein of 192 amino acids. The record is from RefSeq and is a predicted model, not a curated record. Lineage: Eukaryota; Metazoa; Arthropoda; Insecta; Lepidoptera; Nymphalidae.
AUGAUUUUUAAGGUUGUCAUUUUUGCUGCUGCGCUGAUGGCGGUAAGCGCGCAAUAUCAUGGACAAAGUCAUGGUCACGCAACUUCUUCUCAGUCAAUCAUCCGCCACGAUAUAUCCCACAACCAACAUGGCUACAACCACGUCCAACCUAUCUCAGUACACGCUGCUCCAGUCGCAUACCACCAACCCGCUGUUUCUAUUCACCACGCUGCCCCCAUUGUCCACUCUGCUCCUGUAGUUCAUCACGCUACUCCUAUUGCAUACCAUCAAGCUCCCGUCUACCACAGCCAAAACAGUGGUGCUCAUCAACACCAGGAUUACUACGCGCACCCUCAAUACGAGUUCCAAUACAACGUAGAAGACCACCACACUGGUGACAUCAAGUCUCAGCACGAAGCUCGCGAUGGUGACCACGUGACUGGCUCCUACAGUCUGCACCAGCCCGACGGUUCAGUACGCACCGUCCACUACAACGCUGAUCAACAUAGCGGAUUUAACGCACAAGUCGACUAUUCUGCCCCCUCAACACACGCCCAGCCAAUUCACCACGCAACUGAACAUAUCCUAUCUCAUCACUAAAUAAAUUUUAAAUU